Molecule: messenger RNA, 3892 nt
Organism: Sitophilus oryzae (rice weevil)
Lineage: Eukaryota; Metazoa; Arthropoda; Insecta; Coleoptera; Curculionidae
Product: leucine-rich repeat-containing protein 24-like
Molecular function (GO): protein binding
Source: RefSeq, a predicted model, not a curated record
UCAGGAGGAUGCUAGAUCAGACUAUGUGCUAAUCAUCACAGUUGAAAAAGACUAUGAUAUUAGCCUUUACUACAUCAGUAACAUCAUGAACGGCUCGUCAGUUUAGCCGGCCAGUUCAUUCAGCCCACGUCUAAAUAAGUCAACAUGCACCUACUGUUCUGGCAUUUGUAUUCCAUCACGCUGUUAUAUGUUGUCAGCGAAGUCUCCGCCUGCCCGCCGUUUUGCAUUUGCAAAUGGAAAAGCGGCAAACGAAGCGCCGAAUGCGCUGACAAGGGCCUGACAGACAUACCGGACGACGUCGAUCCGGAAACCCAAGUUCUCGAUGUCUCCGGUAAUCGUCUCGGAAAACUGACCAAGGAAUUGUUCCAGAAAAAAUACUUACUCAACCUACAGAGACUGUAUUUGUCUAAGUGCCAGAUUAAAGCCAUACACAAAGAUACGUUUAAGGGCUUGACGAAUUUAGUUGAAAUGGACCUGUCUGGAAAUUACUUGGACAACGUACCCACGAUGGCCCUUAUGAAUUGCCUGUCUUUAAUGAAACUGACGCUGAGCUCCAAUCCGAUCGUCGCAGUGAAGAAGUUGGCUUUCAAUCAUUUGUCGUCUCUAAGCACGUUGGAGCUUAAUGGUUGCGAGAUCGGCGAUAUUGAGGAGAGUGCUUUUCAAGGUCUAGAAAACUUGGAGUGGCUCCACCUAGGCUCAAACCGGCUACGAACGAUCAAUGGCCCUCAAACCUUACCCAAAAGCCUCAAGGGCAUCGAACUGCAAAAAAAUCCCUGGACCUGCGACUGUCACAUCCGAGAGUUUCACGACUGGCUGGUCAAGUUUCACAUACCUCUAUCGACAGACCCUGCCUGUACUGAACCGCCACGACUGCAAAAUUUGUUGGUUAAAAACGUCGGUAAAGCGGACCUAGCAUGCCUUCCUGAUGUAUCUCCAACCACUUUUUACUUGGAAUUGGGAGAAGGAAAAAACGUCUCUUUGCUAUGCCAUAUUCAAGCAGUACCUGAAGCUACGGUAUCUUGGUGGUUUGAUGGUCAACUGUUACAGAAUAACACCAGCGUGGCACCAGGCGUGCAUCUGAUGUAUUUUGUUGAAGAAGGAACCGAAAACAAACGAAGCGAAUUAUUUAUUUACAACGCCAAUGCCGACGAUAAUGGCACCUACGUAUGCCAUGCCGAAAAUGCAGCUGGAAGCACGCAGUCAAAUUUCACCAUAAGAAUCAUACUGAAAGAAGAUCCCAUGGUAAUAAUAGUGUCGUUUUCCCUCGAGUACUUAUUGUUUGCAGUGGUCAGUGUAUCAGUGUUUGCGCUUGUAUUAAUUGUGAUAAUUGUGUUGUGCGUCGUUAAGUGUAAGAGAAGAAGGAAACGUCAGAUCAAGAGGGACCAAACGAAAGAAGUCGCACUGCAUUUACACAAUGACCAAAACGUUGGACACGGCGAAAAAACUUGGGCUGCUAAGUCGGUUUCUUCUUCGCCAUUGGAACCUCAACUGAAACAGAACAUAACUCCUACUACUCAAACCACAACGUGCACAACAGAAUCCGAGGAACUGGUUUUGUAUGGAAUCAGAGCCUGCAAUGAACAAUACAGCAAGAACAUGUCUCCUGUUAGAACUGCCAGUCGAAAUCAAUCAGUCAGUCCUUUAUCUCUAAGAAGGUAUCAGCUGGAGCAAAAUCCAGAUUUAAUAAAUGGAACUGAGAGUAUACGAUACCGCAGAGCAGGAGAUGGGGAGGACGUCAGAUCGAGAGGGGAAGAGCAGAUAGGGGACGUUGAAGCUCUAAGAAAUGGCGUUGAGUUCUACGGUGAUCAAGGAGGUGUUGGCAUAGGUAUAUGCCAGGCUGUAGAUACUCAGGGCUACCCCAUAGACUACGGUUUACCAAAAAUGCCCUGCAGAUCAACUUGCAGCGAGCCAUACUACAGAACGCUUCCCUGCAAUAGAAUGAAGAGGCAUUCGGCGGCCAACCCAUUGAAAAGGUACUCGAGGGAGAUAGAAUUCCUUUCCCGGAGUAUACUGCUGACGGUUAUCCAGUGCCGCGCCAAACACCAGGAGCUCGUCUACCGCCCGGUACUAGCACGCCACCUCCAUCGUUGCCAUGUUGUUCGGCAAAUUGGCCACCCCGUCUACAGAGCACACAACAAAUGGUACCGGGGGUCUCCAAAAAGUGCGCCAGUGCCCAAACGGACACCGAAGACGAGUGCGAAAGUAGUGUGAGUGGUAGUGUUAGUGCUCCCGACAAAUGUGAGCCGACAGUGAAUAACGUGCCGAAUGAAAAUGUCAACGAGGUACUAACUGAAAGUCCAGAUGAAGGAUACGAGGGAGAACCGUCUGCCGUGUAGUGUGAAAAUCUCGGAAAGGUGAAGUAAGUGUUUUUGUAAAAACCUACUUGAGAAACGACAAAUGUUUUAAGUGUAAGUAGGUAACCAACGUAUCAUACUAGAGAAAAUAGUCUAAGACCUAGCAACGUUUUUGAGAAAGUAUUUUAAGAAAGCUGGCUCUGAUAUAUCUUUUACUAUGCUCUCUGGAACAGCAUGCGGCCCAUCUGGCUGCCGAUACCCGUUGCGUUCACUACUGCGCAUCGGAAGAAGGUCCUAUAUUUUUUUUAUUUAGUCCGUUAAAUUCUAGUAUUGAAUAUAAAUCGAACAAGUCUCAAUAGCGCAGCGCGUACAGUUUCCGACUACGAACCGAGGAUUCAGAGUUCGAGACCGUAUCAGGGCAAGAACAUUUUUUAUUUAAUUUUCGUUUAUAUUCUGAUAGUAAUGUAUUAAACAUUUGUUUUUUUUUAAUCACCAGAAUUAUUUAAUACUUUACUACCAGAAUAUAAACAAAAAUAAAAUAAAAAAAUGUGUGCCCUGACCCGGAAUCGAACUCUGACUCCGCGCUUGAAAGGCGGAACCUCUACGCGCUGAGCUAUGGAGACUUCGUCGGUUUAUAUUCAAUACUAGACUCUAAAUAAUAGGCUAAUAAAAUAUAGGAUCUUCUUUCAAUGCGCAGUAGGGAACGCAAUGUUUACCGGCAGCCAGACGGGCCGCAUGCUCUUCCAGAGAGCAUAGUAAACGAUAUAUUAAAGAGCCAGCUUUCUUAAAAUACUUGUUUUCCAACGUUGCUAGCCCUCGUACUAAAAGGACUGAACUGACUUUGAGAUAUAUAGAUUUCUGUUUGUCUUGAAAUGAUGAAAUGAAUUUGUCUUGAUUCAAUUAUGGAUUGGACUAAUAGAUGUAAAAUAAUUUUCCUCUAAGCUACAAAGUUACUUUAAUUUUUCCUAGGGCUUAUGUCUUAAAGCUUUUGUUUAUUUUUUUUUUAUCCAACUUAUACUGGUUUCAAUCUAUCCAUAAGUUGAAUUAAUUUAUGAUGAUGAAUAUAAAUAUUAAUUAACAUCAAUCAUUUUUAAUCCUAUAUAUUUAAAAUGGCCUAUUUGGAAUGCCUAUAAAAAGACAAAGAUAAAAAAAUAAACAUUUAAGAAUAUUUUGUUAUACCAUGCUGGCAACUCUUACUUCUGGGUUGUUGGUAUUUACAUGUGUGGAAGUCAAUCGCUUAGGAAUCUUACUAAGACAGAGAGAAAUGCGACGGUGUGCUGUCGCGGCGUUGCCACAUUUCUCCGGUACGCCUUUCCUUAUCAAGUAAUGUAAAAUUACAAUCGCAAACCGUUUAUUUUUAAAAGACUUUUUUUCGUAAAGAUUACUAGAUUUUCAUUAGAUAUGUUUCUGAGCAUCUGAAAUAGAAUUAUAAGGAUGUCGUUAGGUGUCCAUGUUUUAUAACGAGAAAACGUCAAUAAUCGCGAUCAUUUAAAAACCAACUUUUUAAUACAUAACGCGCGAUAACUCAAGAACUAUUUUAGAUAUUGAAACUUUUAUUUUGAAGUUUAUUUGGAUCUUUUACAAGAUGUUUAAACAAG